Prunus dulcis (almond) is the source of this 895-nucleotide messenger RNA. Its product is annotated as protein C2-DOMAIN ABA-RELATED 4-like. The record is from RefSeq and is a predicted model, not a curated record. Bases 173 to 670 code for a protein of 165 amino acids. The transcript is spliced from 2 exons. Lineage: Eukaryota; Viridiplantae; Streptophyta; Magnoliopsida; Rosales; Rosaceae.
UAGCCUUCACAAACUUGUGUAUAAAAAGGCAAGGAAAGCUUAAAACAAGACUCAUCCACUACUUCCCUGUUUAGAAACAGAGCCUUUAAAUUCCUUUGGGAUUUUCUGGUGCUACUUGAAUUGUGAAAACCAUAAAACCAGUUUGAUUAAUCUGAUCUUGAUCUAAUAUUUGAUGGAGAACUUGAUGGGUCUUCUGAGGAUUCACAUCCAAAAAGGAGUGAACCUUGCUGUUAGAGACAUGAGAAGCAGUGACCCUUAUGUUGUUAUCAAAAUGGGCAAGCAGAAGUUGAAAACUCGAGUGGUGAAGAGGAAUGUGAAUCCUGAGUGGGAUGAAAGUUUGACUCUUUCUGUUGCAGAUGCAAAUCUUCCGAUCAUGGUUUGUGUGUAUGAUAAAGAUACGUUUAGUUUUGAUGACAAAAUGGGAGAUGCAGAGUUUGAGAUUGGUUCAUUCAUUAAAGCCUUGAAGAUGCGCUCGGAAGGCUUAACAAAUGGAACCAUAAUUGACAGAGUGAAACCAAAUAGGGAAAACUGCCUUGCUGAAGAGAGCUGCAUCAUCUGGUCCAACGGAAAACUUGUCCAGAACUUAGUCCUCAGACUCAGAAAUGUGGAGUGUGGGGAAGUUGAACUUCAAUUGCAGUGGAUUGAUGUUCCAAGUUCUAGGGGUCUCUAGAUUGCAUCCUCUCUCUCUCUCUCUCUCCUUUUUUGUUUUCCUGUAUAUUUGUAUUUGGGGGCCCUGCUUCUUCAAUUCUUUUGUUCAUAGAUAUGAGAGAUAGAGUUGUAUUUUUGAGUUUUUAUCCUCCCAUGUAUUGGUGUCAAUCCUAUGGGAUGUGAGAAAAGUUUGAACAGCUUCAUUUUCAUUUUCUAAUAAAAUUACCAUUUAUUUGAUUCAUUCAAA